AUGGCGGAGUAUGGGCCACGGUACUUUGAGCUCAAUACGGGGACGAUGAUGCCGUCGGUUGGGUUUGGAACGUGGAGAGCUCCGCCCGACGUGAUCGGAGAUGCCGUCGUCGCCGCUGUCACGGCUGGCUAUAGGCAUAUUGACUGUGCAAGUGCAUAUGGAAACGAAAAUGAGGUCGGGGAUGCCUUGCAGCGGUUAUUUUCCACUGGAACGGUUAAACGCUGUGAUCUCUGGAUAACUUCCAAACUCUGGUGCAGUGAUCACUCACCAUGUGAUGUGCCAAAGGCACUAAGCAAAACGCUGCAGGAUUUGAAACUGGACUACAUUGACCUGUAUUUGGUGCACUGGCCAAUUCGGACUAAGCCUGGUUCUCAUCGGUUCGAAGAGGGUGCCAUCCUUCCCCUUUGCUUACCUGAGACAUGGAAUGCCAUGGAGGGCCUCUAUGCAUCUGGGCAGGCAAGAGCUAUAGGGGUGUGCAACUUCUCCACCAAGAAGUUGCAGGGCCUUUUAUCCUUUGCUAAAGUGCCACCGGCCGUCAACCAAGUUGAGUGCCACCCUGUGUGGCAACAGACACAGCUUGGGAACUUCUGCCAGUCCACAGGCGUCCAUCUCUCGGCAUUCUCGCCGUUGGGUUCGCCGGGUUCAUGGAUAAAGGGCGAGGUCCUAAAGGAGCCAGUUUUGAUACAAAUUGCUGAAGAGCUACACAAGUCACCGGCGCAAGUUGCACUGAGAUGGGGCAUUCAGAGUGGUCACAGUGUCCUUCCAAAGAGCACAAACGAGUCGCGGAUCAAAGAGAACAUUGAUCUUUUCAGUUGGUGCAUCCCUCCAGAUGCGUUUUCCAGGUUCACUAGAAUCCAACAGACGAGGCUGCUUCGAGGGGACUUUGCUGUUCAUUCAAAUGGACCUUACAAAAGCCUGGAGGAGCUGUGGGAUGGUGAAAUAUAA
Zingiber officinale is the source of this 945-nucleotide messenger RNA. Its product is annotated as NADPH-dependent aldo-keto reductase, chloroplastic-like. Lineage: Eukaryota; Viridiplantae; Streptophyta; Magnoliopsida; Zingiberales; Zingiberaceae. Gene Ontology annotation, molecular function: aldose reductase (NADPH) activity. The coding region runs from base 1 to 945 and encodes 314 amino acids. The record is from RefSeq and is a predicted model, not a curated record. The transcript is spliced from 7 exons. Gene Ontology annotation, cellular component: cytosol.